GUGAACAACAGUCCAAAUGGCUCAGCAGGGAGUUCUGCUGGACCAGGACCAGUUCUGUUGUUCUGUCUGUCUGGACCUACUGAAGGAACCAGUCACCAGCCCCUGUGGACACAGUUACUGUAGGAGCUGUAUUGAGGGCUGCUGGGAUCAGGAUGUUCUGAAAGGGGUCUAUAGCUGUCCUCAGUGCAGAGAGACCUUCACUCCAAGGCCUAAUCUGAGGAAAAAUAACAUGUUGGCUGAGGUGGUGGAGAAACUGAAGAAGACAGGACUCCAGGCUGCUCCCCCUCCUGCUCUGUGCUAUGCUGGACCUGGAGAUGUGGCGUGUGAUGUCUGCACUGAGACCAGAAAGCAGAAAGCCCUCAUGUCCUGUCUGGUGUGUCUGGCCUCUUACUGUGAGACUCACCUCCAACCUCACUAUGAAUCUCCUGCUUUCAAGAAGCACAAGUUGGUCAAAGCCACCACACAACUACAGGAGAAGAUCUGCUCUCAUCAUGACAAGCUGCUGGAGGUUUUCUGUCGUACCGAUCAGCAGUGUAUCUGUUAUCUGUGUACAAUGGAUGAACAUAAAGGCCAUGAUACAGUGUCAGCUGCAGCAGAGAGGACUGAGAAACAGAGGCAGCUGGGGAUGAGUCAGCAGAAGGUCCAGCAGAGAUUCCAGGAGAGAGAGAAGGAGCUGAAGGAGCUCCAACAGGCUGUGGAGUCUUUCAAGGUGAGUCUUGUUGACCAGAGGAGACACCAUUUCACUUUUCUCCUCCAGUCAGAGAGAGAGAGAGAGGGGCCCCUCUCCAAUCCCACUGACCCCACUGUUGGGAACCCUUUUCAGAGAAUAGACUUCUUAAUAUCCGGUGGGAUGAGCAAGAUCUAUGGGCUGGAGAGCGUCAUGGGGGAGGUCCAGGAGGCUCUGCCUGACCCAGUGAGGAGGGGGCUGGAGCAACCUGAGGAAGGGCAACCACCGUUUCCACCACUGCAAGUGACAGCAGAGACUGGGGACGGGCAGGAGAGUCCAGAGAACUUACUGACUUUUAACACUCUGAGCCUGGGAGCGUUUUCAGAGGUGGGGGGUAAGGUGCUGUACACCCUCAGUGUCAAGGUUAAACACAUCAGGAGCUUAGCGGGAGUGAAGGGGCAUCAGUGGCAGGGGGUUGUGGGGGCUGAGAGCAUGGCAGGGUAUAGGUGGAGGGUGCUCUAUAAGCUCCCAGUGCUGGAAAGGAGGUAUGGGGGCUCAGGGGGGCUGUCUGUACGGCUGGAGAGGAGGGGUUGGAUGUACGAGAAGGCUCAAGUGAGUCAAGCUGAAGGACUCCUGGAUCAACUGAAGCAGGAGAUAGCUGAGCUGAGGAAGAGAAGCACUGAGCUGGAGCAGCUCUCACACACAGAGGAUCACAUCCAUUUCCUCCAGAGUUAUCAGUCUCUCUCCAGUAUCAGUGUAUCUUCAGACUUAGCCAGCAUCGUUGUCCGUCCUCCUCAGUACUUUGGAUAUGUGAGUAAGACUGUGUCUGAACUUAGAGAGAAACUAGAAGACUUCCUUAAAGGAGAAUGGACCAAGAUUUCCACUACAGUGAAUAUAGUGGAGGUUGUACUGCCUCCAGAGCCCAAGACCAGAGAAGAGUUGUUACAAUAUUCCUGUCAGCUCACACUGGACCCAAACACAGCAUGCACACACCUCUCUCUGUCUGAAGGGAACAGAAAGGUGACCACUACACGCCAAGUCCUACCAUAUCCUGAUCAUCCAGACAGAUUCACCAACCAGUGCCAGGUUCUGUGUAGAGAGGGUCUGUCUGGAGGCUGUUACUGGGAGGUGGAGUGGAGUGGGGUGUAUGUUAUUACAACGGUCUCAUAUAAAGACAUCAGCAGAACAGAGAGAGAUAAUAUAUUUGGAUUCAAUAACAAGUCCUGGAGUUUACAGUGCUAUAAUGGUUGUUAUUGGUUCAGACACAAUAAUGUUAAGACUAAAGUAUCAGGCCCUCAGUCCUCCAGAGUAGGAGUGUACCUGGAUCACAAGGCAGGUACUCUGUCCUUCUACAGUGUCUCUGACACAAUGACCCUCCUCCACAGAGUCCAGACCACAUUCACUCAGCCCCUUUAUGCUGGGUUUAAUCUCAUUGGUACUGCUGAGCUGGUUAAACUGUAGUAGGGUCCACAUAGAUACUAGUCAUGCUGGUGUAGUCUAUAGCUGAGCUGGUUAAACUGUAGUAGGGUCCACAUAGAUACUAGUCAUGCUGGUGUAGUCUAUAGCUGAGCUGGUUAAACUGUAGUAGGGUCCACAUAGAUACUAUUCAUGCUGGUGUAGUCUAUAGCUGAGCUGGUUAAACUGUAGUAGGGUCCACAUAGAUACUAGUCAUGCUGGUGUAGUCUAUAGCUGAGCUGGUUAAACUGUAGUAGGGUCCACAUAGAUACUAGUCAUGCUGGUGUAGUCUAUAGCUGAGCUGGUUAAACUGUAGUAGGGUCCACAUUGAUACUAGUCAUGCUGGUGUAGUCUACAGCUGAGCUGGUUAAACUGUAAUAGGGUCCACAUAGA
Molecule: messenger RNA, 2515 nt
Organism: Salvelinus fontinalis (brook trout)
Lineage: Eukaryota; Metazoa; Chordata; Actinopteri; Salmoniformes; Salmonidae
Product: tripartite motif-containing protein 16-like
Exons: 9
Coding region: 17-2128 (703 amino acids)
Molecular function (GO): zinc ion binding; protein binding
Source: RefSeq, a predicted model, not a curated record